Molecule: messenger RNA, 1801 nt
Organism: Coprinopsis cinerea okayama7#130
Lineage: Eukaryota; Fungi; Basidiomycota; Agaricomycetes; Agaricales; Psathyrellaceae
Exons: 9
Coding region: 413-1801 (462 amino acids)
Biological process (GO): ubiquitin-dependent protein catabolic process
Cellular component (GO): COP9 signalosome
Source: RefSeq, a predicted model, not a curated record
CAACAAGAUCCCUUCACAUAUCCCUAGCAUUGCUUUAAAAUAUCUUCUGAAUCUAUCUCCGGAAUAAUGGCAUUCAUGCCCCCAGUGAUAGGGGCGUGAGAAUUAGUUUCGCGCAGUGCCGAACCUGGUCUUGGCUUGAGUCGCCGCCACUCAGACUCGAUCUCAUUAAAGAACGCGUGGUUGUCCUCGACGUCCUCAAACGACCUGGGCGCGCUACUUUUGGGUAGAAUUUGGAACGGCGUGCUUUUCAAGGCCUUUAACGACAAGAGACGCUGUCCAACGUCGUGUACUUGGAACAAGCAGGCGCGAACACUCGCACAGCUUGUGGACUCUUCUCCCGUACCAACAGCCAUAAUCUCUUCAAACUCAUCGUAGCCGCCUUUAUACAUAUUCCCAGACAUAGGACUUCAAAAUGGCACCCUCGCAAGACCCCCUCCAAGUGAUGGACGGCAUAUUCCAGACUAUAACCUCCCAAUCCGCUUCACCCUCCAACGUCGUCUCGCAUAUCAAGAGUAUUACUCCAAAAGAGCUGCGAGACGCGGCGCUUGCUAGUCCGCUAUCGAGUGGUCAGGAUCCGCUGAGUGUGGUGGCAGGGGCGGGGUAUGGAUCGGCGAGUUGGACUGUUGGAGCUUUGUAUAUCUUGGUUGCAAGGUUGACGGUGCAGAAUGCGCAAGCACCGCCGUUGGAUGUUAUCACCGACUUUUGCAAACAUUUUGAUCCUGUGCAGGCGAGGCAUGUGCCUGAUAGAGUGACAGCCCUGGCUCGCGCGAUUCAACGAUUAGCAGUGGCUGCUAACAACCCUAGAUGGGCGAUCGAACCGCUGUACCUGCUUCUGACACGGUACCCACCUCACCUCUCAUUCUUGACGACUAUCCAUCCCAUCUUCACCCUGACAUGCCUACAAGCCAAGCAUCCAACGGCGGCGCUACCCAUCUUGGAGGUGCCCAUCUCAAACAUCGACACCAACCUCUCCGAGCUGACUUACAAUGACAACCUAACAUACCACUACACAGGUGGUAUCAUCUUCGCGAUGCUCAAGCGCUGGAAAGAAGCCGAAGAGUUCUUCGAGAUUGUCGUCACGGCUCCUUCGACCUAUCCUAGUAGUCUGCAGAUGGAGGCUUUGAAGAAGAUGUCCAUCGGACAGCUGAUUUGGAAGGGCAAGGUGUCGCCGUUGCCCAAGUACACCCACCCGCUUUUGGUCAGGCAGUUCAAGUCGACGCCGUAUCAGGCUUUCAUCAAUGCGUACCCUCAUAAUUCGGAGAGUUUGAAGGAGCUCUUGAAUAAGGAGAAGAAUUUGUUCCAGGGUGAGAAGAAUAUGGGGCUGUUGCGUCAAGCUGUUGACCGUGCGCCGCGUUGGGUCCUGAAGAAGCUCACCGCGACAUAUCUAUCUUUGAACCUUACGGAGAUCGCAAAGGCGGUCAAGAUCGAGGAUGUGAAUGAGGUUCGAGGGAUCUUGCUAAGCAUGAUCGAAGACGGCGACCUCUCCGCAACCCUGUCCUCCACAGAAACGGAAACAACAGUCACCUUCUCCGAUCCUUCACCGCGGUACAAUAAAUCCCAAAUCGAUGCUCUGCUUCUCAAUGCCCAGGCGCAAUCUGAGUACCUUUUGGGACUGGACAGGGAGCUGGGGAAGAGUAAGGAGUAUUUGAGCAAGGCUGUGAAGGGCAAGGGCGGGGAUGAUGGGUUCAGUGUUGGAGGGAUGGGUGGUGCUAUGGGCGCAGGUAUGGGAGGGUGGCCUGGUGGUGUUGAGGAAGAGUUGUUUGCGGCUGGUGGGGCCAGUUGGGAAGAUGGAUUCGCCUAG